AAGCGCAAGCGCGCAGCAGCGUCGGUCCGUCUGUCUGCGGCUCCGCGGCUCUUCUUGGUCUCUGUCUCGCUGUCGGAUCCUGCGGGAAGCGGCGUCUUCUUCCAGGUGGAGGAAAGCGGCGGAUCUUCGGCCUCAGUGACGGACGGACGGCGGGCAUUGCGGCGGGGACAGACCCGGCUCGGCUCUUCUUGACCCCGCUGCGGUGGAAAAACCCGGACGGAGGCCCGCAGUGUGCGUUCAGCCUCCCGCAGGCCUCCGGCCCGGACUCCCGCUUUUCUCCCGGAAAAUGGACGGAUUCACCGGCAGUUUAGAUGACAGUAUGUCUGGAGCAAGUGUGUCAGAUGUCAACGAUCGCCUUUCUGCUCUGGAGCUUCGUGUUCAGCAGCAGGAAGAUGAGUUGACGGUGAUGAAAGCAGCUCUUGCUGACGUCCUUCGCCGUCUCGCUGCCUCUGAAGUCUCUGCUGCCUCCUCAACCAAGAAACAACAUGGAGGGAAAGGCGGUGCUGCACUACGUGAAGCAUACUCAAUGUCCUGUAUCGCUAACGGAGGAACAUCUGGACGAAAGAGAGACUCCACGUCCGUCACCAGGAAAGAGACGGUGUCAUCCGCCGCCAAGAGUGGAGCAGACAGGAAGAAGGAGACCAGCAACCAGCGGUCUCUGAUGGAAGAGAUCCAGGAGCGUGAGGAGCCUCCUCGCCCAAAGGACCCAUCCCCCUCUCCCUCCUCCCCCCACCCUCCCCAGACCCCUCAGACCCCCCAGACCCCUCAGAGACCGGCCCAGUCCACUGACAGCAGUAAAGGCCACGCCCCUCCCAAAAGGGGGCCCAGUGUGAAGCGGUCCUCAGGUAUGGAGCGUUCUCAGAGCAGCACCUGGGACACUUCAGAGGAAAACCGGAACAAACUGGUGAAAGCUGCGUCCACCUCCAAACUGCUCGCCAAAGUCGCCAAGAACGCUGAGAGACACAAAGACCCGGUGGUCAGUCAAGCCAAAAUGUCGACCCGAGAGAAAAACAGCCAAGCUGAGGGGAACCACAUUAAGAUGUUCAUGCGCGGUCGACCCAUCACCAUGUUCAUCCCUUCAGACGUGGACAACUACGAGGAGGUUCGGACAGAACUUCCUUCAGAACGACUCAAGCUGGAGUGGGUGUAUGGAUACCGCGGCAGAGACUGCAGAGCCAACGUUUACCUCCUACCAACCGGAGAGAUCGUGUACUUUAUCGCCUCUGUCGUCACUUUGUUUAAUUACGAAGAACGCACUCAGAGACAUUACCUCGGACACACCGACUGUGUCAAAUGUUUGGCCAUCCAUCCUGAUAAGAUCCGAAUCGCUACGGGACAGAUUGCAGGAGUGGACAAAGACGGACGGGCGCUGCAGCCUCAUGUUCGUAUUUGGGAUAGUGUCAGUCUGUCGACUCUGCAGGUCGUCGGUUUGGGAACAUUCGAGCGAGGUGUCGGCUCUCUGGCUUUCUCCAAAGCUGACUCUGGUCAGCACCUGAGUGUUAUUGACGACUGUAAUGAUCACAUGUUGACAGUUUGGGAUUGGCAGAAGAAGUCGAAAAUCGCUGAGAUCAAGACCACUAAUGAGGUGGUCCUGGCUGUGGAGUUCCACCCUACCGACCCCAACACCAUUGUCACUUGUGGAAAGUCCCACAUCUUCUUUUGGACCUGGACUGGGAACUCGCUGGCUCGUAAACAGGGAAUCUUUGGGAAAUAUGAGAAGCCGAAGUUCAUUCAGUGUCUAGCCUUCUUGAGUACCGGUGACAUCCUGACCGGAGACUCUGGAGGAAUCCUUCUGGUCUGGACCAGGAGCUCCGCUGAGACCCCCACCGGGAAGGGACCCAGAGCAUUUCAGAUCAGUCGGCAGGUCAAAGGUCACGAGGGCAGCGUGUUCUGUAUGUGUGAGAUGAGGAGCGGCACUCUGCUGACCGGAGGAGGAAAAGACCGAAAAAUCAUUCUGUGGGACCACGAACUGCGAGCCGACCGUGACAUCGAGGUCCCAGAUCAGUACGGAACCAUUAGAGCUGUGUCUGAGGGGAAGGGGGACGAGUUUCUGGUUGGGACGUCUCGUAACUUCAUCCUGAGAGGAACCUUCAAUGACGGCUUCCUGGUGGAGGUUCAGGGUCACACAGAUGAGCUGUGGGGUUUAGCGACUCAUCCAUCCAGAGACAUGUUCCUGACGUGCGCUCAGGACCGGCUAGUCUGCCUCUGGAACUCGAUGGAUCACAGUCUUCAAUGGAGCCGCACGCUGGAGGAACAUGGACAUUGUGCUGACUUCCAUCCCAGUGGAGCUGUAGUCGCCAUAGGAACGCACUCAGGAAAGUGGUACGUUCUGGAUGCUGAGACCACUGACCUAGUGGCGAUCCAUACUGACGGGAACGAGCAGCUGUCAGUGAUGCGUUUCUGUGUAGAUGGCAGUCUGUUGGCUGUUGGAUCUCAUGAUAACUUUAUUUACCUCUACACCGUCUCCGAGAGAGGACGCAAGUACAGCCGAUACGGGAAGUGCACAGGACAUUCCAGCUACAUCACACACCUGGACUGGUCACCUGACAACAACUUCAUCAUGUCCAACUCUGGAGACUAUGAGAUCCUCUACUGGGACGUUCCAAAUGGUUGUAAACUGAUCAGAAAUCGUUCAGAGUGUAAAGACAUCGACUGGGCGACGUACACCUGCGUACUGGGGUAUCAUGUGUUCGGUGUGUGGCCUGAGGGUUCAGAUGGCACCGACAUCAACGCUCUGAUCAGAUCUCACAACAGAAAGGUGAUUGCUCUGGCUGACGACUUCUGUAAAGUUCACCUGUUUGCCUACCCGUGCUCCACUGCCAAGGCUCCCAGCCAUAAGUACAGCGCCCACAGCAGUCAUGUGACCAAUGUCAGCUUCCUUUAUCGAGACAGUCACCUGAUCUCAACCGGGGGGAAGGACACCAGCAUCAUGCAGUGGCGUUUGGUGGAGAAAUCUUCGCUGUCUCUCACCGACGGCCUCCUCUCUAACUCUGCCCCCCACCGGGCGGACCCCAUCUUCACCCCGUCCAUACAGGACCCUGCCCCUCCCCCAACGGCUAACGGGACCCAAGAACCCUCCCCAGACACCCCACCCCCAACCAAGUUAACCCCACCCAUUUCUGAGUUAACCCCGCCCCGCUCCGAGUCGACCCCACCCCCCUCGGACAGCACAGUGAGUCUGAAGGACAGUCUGGAGCCAAGUGACGACACAGCCACGCCCAGUGACGAGGGCCUUCCCCCCCUCACCCCCCUCAUAAACAGAGAGUGUGUGAGUGUGUGACUGCUUGGGUACAACUAUCUUUGUGAGGACCAGGGAGGGUUUUAUAAAGAGGGGACACUGUGUUUGUAAAUGUUUAUUCGACAGUUCAGACUUGGUUUUAAAGUUAGGAUCGAGUUUAGGUUCAGCUUAGGAUGAAGAGUUUAAUACAAUGUCAACACGUAUUGGUAAAACAUUCAGAAAUCCACAAAAUAGAAUCAUCAUGUUUUAUAGUUUUUUUUCCGUUUGUCAGUACAUCCAUGGGUACACUGCUAAUGGCUGCUAACGGCUGCUAACAGCUAAUUCAGCUACUGGUAAUGGAGACUCAAUAUAAACACAUACAGAGAUCUCAGUGGUUAAUGAUAAAACAUGUAUUAUGUAAACGAGGGUCCUCACAAGUAUAGAAGUACGUCUGUGUGUGUGUGUGUGUGUGUGUGUGUUAAAAUAAACGUUCCUUCAGUUUUAACAAACUUGAUGUCACAGUUUGAAACACCUGGAGUGUCUGAUUUACCUGAGCAGAGACUGGAGGAUACCUGACACACACACACACACACACACACACACACACACACACACACACGUGUGUCAGGUAACUUUCUCUCCUCCAAUAAGAGUAGUUGAACAAGAAGUGUCAGAAAGGAUCUGCAAGUCUUUAAAAAACUUAUUCUUUUAAUUUGGUUAAAAAUCUUGUUUUAUUUUAUUGUGUUUUGAUGAAAAAUGUCUAAUGAUUAUGAAUUAUUGGUUCCUACCAAUUAUUGAUCAAAGGAAUCAUGUAAAAUAAGCUGCAGACGGCUUAGAGUUAAAUAUUGAUUGAAUCUUAUCAAACUCAACACUUCUGUUAGACCCUUCACAAUAAAAGCCCUCCAAGGAAGAAAGUACUAUAAAAGGCUUUUAAUUUGAAAGAAUGGCCCGAGAGGCAUCAAACUAAAAUAUAAUAGAUAAUAAAAAUGUCUGAAAAAUAUAUGGUUUGCUAAGGCGGACGUUAAUUACGACUCCCAGGGUGCAUUUCACUAACAACCAAUCACAGAGCUUCACACUCAAUUCAGAUUCAGGUCUUAAAUGUGUUAGAACCAGUCAUGUUAAUUCUUGGACCUGUCCCCUGAGACAGUGGAGCUUCAGAGUUAAACUGAUAACAGGAAACAGGAAGUAAACAGGUGGAAACAGGAAGUUGUAAACAUGAAGUCAAGCUCCAGAGUAAAAACUGAUCAGAAUCCAGAGUUUGUGUCCGAGUGAGACGUCUGGUUCUGAUAGAUUGUCUGUGUUUGUAUAUACUGCAGAUACCUGUGUAUAUUUCUGUUCACCACUGGGGGGCAGCAGCUCCUCAUCUACACUGUACAAAUAAACAUUCAACACUCACAUCUCUCAGCCAAUCAGGUCCCAGGAAACGUGUGAUCCUCUCUUCUGAUUGGCUGGUUUUCAGUGACUCACUGAAUGACUGCUGAUGACAUUUGUUUUUGUCUCUUCUGGACCAUUUCUGUUCAAAAUGUCUUUUGAAUGUCAUGAUGAUGUCGGGGGGGGGGGUCAUGUUUUUUUUUCCAUUUUAAUACUCUUCAUCUUUAAUAUCUUCAUCUUUUCUACACUCGUCUCUCUGAAGGGCUUGUACAGAGUUCGGGGACUCACCUGGACGUUCAGGGAGGGCGGGGUAACAGGGAGCGUGUGGGAGGGGCCAGGGUCUUGUGGGAGUUUCUGGAAGUGUUUGUUUAUUUUUCAGCAAUCAUUAACAACAUUGAUACCCAUGAUGAUGAUGAUGAUGAUGACGGUGUUCAUGUGACUGUUUUGAGCCAAUCAUGUCUUCUCUCAUGCAUUCCUGUCAGACGACAGACUGUACUGAAGAUUUCAACAAAAAAAUGCAAAUAAAUGUUUUGAAAACUUUCAUCAAA
Dicentrarchus labrax (European seabass) is the source of this 5136-nucleotide messenger RNA. RefSeq names its product echinoderm microtubule-associated protein-like 4 (gene eml4). Gene Ontology annotation, molecular function: microtubule binding. The transcript has 24 exons. Gene Ontology annotation, cellular component: mitotic spindle. NCBI's taxonomy places the organism in Eukaryota, Metazoa, Chordata, Actinopteri, Moronidae. Gene Ontology annotation, biological process: microtubule cytoskeleton organization. Bases 287 to 3280 code for a protein of 997 amino acids. The record is from RefSeq and is a predicted model, not a curated record.